AUGGGCAACGUGCUGGGCCCCGCCGCGCCCCGGGCCCCGCGGCGGGGGGAGCCGCUCGGCAGCCCGGGAAGCUUCGAUGAGCUGCACCGGCAGUGCAAAGAGGUUUUCCCGCAGCAGAUGGAGGGGGUGAAGCUGAUCGUCACCAAGACCCUGAGCAGCCACUUCCAGGUGAUGCACACGGUUCACAUGAGCACCCUCGGCCCCUCCAGCUACCACUUCAAUGCCACCUUCGUGGGUGACCGGCAGCUCAGCCCCACCGAGGCCUUCCCCACGCUGGUCGGGGACAUGGACAACAGCGGCAGCCUCAACGCCCAAGUGCUGCAUCUCGUGGCUGAGCGCAUCCGCACCAAAGCAGUCUUCCAGACACACCAGGCCAAGUUCGUGACGUGGCAGUUCGAUGGCGAGUACCGGGGGGACGACUGCACCGCCACCCUCACGCUGGGCAACCCCGACCUCCUCGGCGAGUCCGUGAUCCUGGUGGCCCAUUUUCUCCAGAGCAUCACCUCCCGCCUGGUCCUGGGCGGGGAGAUGGUUUAUCACCGGCGGCCAGGGGAGGAGGGAGCCAUUCUCACGCUGGCGGGCAAAUACACGGCUCUGAAGUGGGUGGCGACGCUGAAUGUGGGAUACGGCGGCGCCCAUGCCAGCUACUACCACCGAGCCAACGAGCAGGUGCAGGUCGGGGUGGAGCUGGAGGCCAACACGCGGCUGCAGGACACCACCUUCGCCUUCGGCUACCAGCUCAACCUGCCACGAGCCAACAUGGUCUUCAGAGGGCUCCUGGACAGUAACUGGAGCGUUGGGGGGGUGCUGGAGAAGAAGCUGCCUCCCCUGCCCGUCACCCUGGCUCUGGGCGCCUUCCUCAACCACUGGAAGAACCGUUUCCACUGCGGCUUCAGUGUCAUUGUGGGCUGAGGGGCCACGGGGGCGGGCAGCAUGUGCCACCGUCCUGCUCAGGGAGCCACCGUGCCGUGCCGCGGGGGCGCUGGCCAGGCCCUGCUCUCGCACCGCAGUGCCAGGGGAGCCCUUGGAGGGGGGACCUGGUCCCUUACAGCCGGGGGACACUGUGUGACAGCGCGUGGUGGCUGUUAGCCUUUUUGGGCUGAGGAGCGGCUGCCACUCGGGCCUGGGGUCCUCCAUCCCCCCGGCGCUCACCCGCAUCGCCCUCCUCGCCCCAGCACCACGCUUCCCUCUGUUCCCACCGCUGCUCUGCCUUGGUUUCCCUCCAGCGGCGCAGGGGGUGGCUCCGGGCUGCGGACGGGGCUGGAGGUGCUGGCGGUGCCUGCGUGCACGCAUCCACAGAGCCUGGAAAAAUAAAGGAGCUUUAC
This is a messenger RNA of Gavia stellata (red-throated loon), 1325 nucleotides long. RefSeq names its product translocase of outer mitochondrial membrane 40 like (gene TOMM40L). Gene Ontology annotation, biological process: protein import into mitochondrial matrix. Gene Ontology annotation, cellular component: mitochondrial outer membrane; mitochondrial outer membrane translocase complex. NCBI's taxonomy places the organism in Eukaryota, Metazoa, Chordata, Aves, Gaviiformes, Gaviidae. Gene Ontology annotation, molecular function: transmembrane protein transporter activity. The transcript is spliced from 9 exons. The record is from RefSeq and is a predicted model, not a curated record. Bases 1 to 912 code for a protein of 303 amino acids.